This is a messenger RNA of Asparagus officinalis (garden asparagus), 696 nucleotides long. RefSeq lists its product as uncharacterized. NCBI's taxonomy places the organism in Eukaryota, Viridiplantae, Streptophyta, Magnoliopsida, Asparagales, Asparagaceae. The record is from RefSeq and is a predicted model, not a curated record. The coding region runs from base 1 to 696 and encodes 231 amino acids. The transcript has 2 exons.
AUGUCAGCUGUGGAAGCUGAGGCGAACGAUCCGGUUAUCACUGGCAAGGUUCUUGUUUCCUCCGUUCCUGCUUUAUCACUCUUUGAUUCUGGGGCUUCCCAUCAUUUCUUAUCUCGUCGAUUUGCGACCGCCCACUCUCUUCCUAUAACUCCUCUGACCACAGACGGGAAUAUCAAUACUGGCAGUGGUGUUUUAGUAGCGUCCAGUGGUUAUGAAACAUGUCCGGUGGUCAUCAGCGGGAGAGAGCUCUUUGCAGAUUUCCUGGUGAUUGAUUUGCUAAGCUUCGAUGCAGUUUUUAGAAUGGAUUGGUUGGGGUCAUUCUUUACCACUAUUGAUUGUCACCGUCGGAGUGUAGUAUUUGAGAUACCGGAUCACCCGAGGUUUGAGUUCCUCAGUGGUAGUACAUCGGCCGGACCGGUAGAGUACAGAGCUAGACCGAAGAAGGCGACGUUUGCUGCCAUGCAGGUGGAAACCGAGAUGCUAAUUGUAGUUCGGGAAUUUGAAGAUGUGUUACCCGAUGAUAUUUACGGAUUGCCACCAGAUCGAGCAAUUGAGUUUUCCAUAGAACUGAAGCUUGGAGUUGCUCCGAUCUCCAAGACCCCUUAUCGUAUGCCUUCGACUGAGUUGGCCGAGCUUCAAACUCUGUUGGAUGAUCUUUUGCAAAGAGGCUUGAUACGACCUAGUGUAUCGGCCUGA